Molecule: messenger RNA, 2482 nt
Organism: Rhipicephalus microplus (southern cattle tick)
Lineage: Eukaryota; Metazoa; Arthropoda; Arachnida; Ixodida; Ixodidae
Gene: mEFTs
Product: elongation factor Ts, mitochondrial
Biological process (GO): mitochondrial translational elongation
Molecular function (GO): protein binding; translation elongation factor activity
Source: RefSeq, a predicted model, not a curated record
UUGUGUGCCCCCACUUUCUUGCCUUGUUGCGCCAGUAACCACAUGCGUUUUCGAUACAUCGUUUCGUUUCGUGGUACACCUCACCCUUCCCGAGCCAAGUACGACUGUGCUGCGUGCUCCAUCGCGUAACGAAACCGAGGGCGUCGGCGCUGUAGAUCCGAACAUCUUGGCACGGCGUAAAAACGCAACAUGUUUGCCCAGGUACUGACGCGAUGCCUACAGACGUGUGCCUCGCUCCGAGCAGUGGAGAAAACGGCCCUCAUGGAACUGCGCAAGAAGACGGGCUACACCUUCUCCAACUGCAAGAAAGCACUUGAGGCCACUGAAAAUGACAUCAAAAAGGCAGAGAAGUGGCUGACCGACGAGGCCAAGAAGCACGGAUGGGCUAAGUCAGCGCAGAUGCAAGGCCGCCAGACCAAGCAGGGACUCAUUGCCAUAAAUGUGGACGGGCCCUUUGCAGCCUUGGCAGAGGUGAACUGCGAGACGGACUUUGUGGCUCGGACUCCAGAAUUCCAGAAGUUUGUGGAACAGCUGGUGCGGUCGUGUACCAGCCAUGCCAAGAAGUUGCCUUCUCUGGAGACUGCUAUCAUGAAAGUGAGGCUGGGCACCAAGGAGCUGGAGAAGCUGCGGAUCAAAGAUGGCCACACGGUCGAGGAAGCUCGGGCACUGGCCGUAGGCAAGCUGGGCGAGCAGCUGGCCGUUCGACGAGCCCUGUGUCUUCGAGGCGAGGCGGGAACCACGCUACUCGCAGGCUACUGCCACCCACAGAACAACAACGUUGGCGAAUCAAAGAAGUACCCAUGCUUUGGUCGGUACGGUGCCCUUGUGGCGUACCGGGACCUCGGUGACAGUCCGCUAAGCGAAGAGGAGAUAGAGGAACUGGGGCGCAAGCUGUGCCAGCAGGUGGUAGCACUGAACCCAAAGUCUAUUGGCUUGCUGGACGACUACCUGUUGUUCGAGAGGGAGGAGGAGAAGAGGAUGAAGGAAAAGGAAGCCAAGCAGGAGGAGGACGAGAAGAAGAAAGAGUUGGAAGGAAAGCCAGAAGCCAGCCAGGCAGCCGAAGAUGACGCGGCAGCACCCGAGGAGAAACAGGAAGAACAGGAAGAACAGCCACCUGUGGAAGAAGAGGACGAAAGCCGGCUACUCUUCCAGAACUACGUGUGCGACCCCAACUUCAAGGUUGGCCGAUUGGUCGCCGAUAGCCGCAUCGAUAUCAUGGACUUCGAACGCUUUGUCUGUGGCGAAAGCACCGAGAAGAACGAGUGACCCAGGCCAUCCAGCACCGGCACACAGUGACCAUCUCAGUCUCUCCACGAGCUCGCCUCUGAGCUCACCUCUGAGCACAAGCUCGCCUCUAUGCAGGCCCUCACUCAGCGGCUGCGUCGAAUGACGUCCAGAGUCUAGAGCUUUUAGUAGACAUUACUUAGUGCCUUCUCCCUUCUACAAUGCUUAUGACAUCGACAGCAACAGCAAGGCUGGUAUGCGGGGUAGUAUGUCAGCGGUUACCACCAGGGCGCUUCUCAAAGUGUGCUCAGAUUGGGUCGCUACAGACCGCCUCCCGCUGCUGCAACAAGACGCAGAAUUCGCGGCAGCUUUGGGAACAUGGGUACUUUUGUGUACCACAAACCCUGCAGCGGUACUUCAAGUAGCGAGGUUUCUUAAGGACAUCGACUGGAGCCACCUGGUGACCGAUGACUGAACUGAUGGAACGGGAGCCACGUUGUUCUGCAACUGUGGAGCAGCAGCGUUUUGUUGCGAAUUCAAUUGGGUUACUUACUCUUUGGAAGCAGUGUUUUGGAAACAUCGUAUGAAGUUAAUGCAGUGCUGCGGAAUAUAAUUGCGGUACCGUCUUGUGGUUAGUGAAAAAAUUUGAAGUGUGAGCAAUUGCAGCAUUAGCAUUGGUGUAUUGCAUUUGUGAAUGGCAGUGCAACGUAUUGUGCAAGUUUCUUGCUCUGUUCUGACGACUUUAAAAUUUUGCGAGUUACUUCGCCAGCCAGCUCCCCAAUGCAUUCUGGGCUGUGCUUUCCGCAAUCACAGCGUGUUGGCAGCAGUCAGUGAGUAGUAGCUAGCGUAGAACUUUCGCUGACCACACCACAAUACUAUGUUGCUCGAGCUUGUAUAAUUCAUCUCUUUUAUAAAUCGCUCGCAUGAGUACUUUGUGCACAUCUGUUGUAGCACAUUCAGCAUAUUUUUUUUUGCAUGUAAAGCUUUGCUAUGCACGUUUUCGACGCCUGUGACCAUUGCAGUAGUGUUUCUGGCUUUAAUCUAUCAUGCCUUGACUAGCAUCUGUGUUUUUCGGUUAUUUUUGUUGUAUCUACGAUUGCUUCGAUGUAGGGUUUUUCUAACGUGUAAAUUAAGUGCUCUCUUAUUUGAGCAUAAGCAAUGCACAUUACGUGUAAAAUGGUAUAUACGUUCACAUUGCGGGCCCAUAAUAUGUGCAUGCUGUAUUAUGUCGAGUAAUAAAUGAUAUUGCAUUCUGUUA